AUGACACUAGAUAUUUCAGAUAACCAUUUUAUCAUUUUCAAGCAUUUUUCAAUUGAUCCAUGUGAAACGAUACAAAUCAAAAGAUAUAAAAGUUUAAAAACGGGUAUAACAGUUAUUCAUGCUAACACUGAAGGUCCACUCGUAAGUGGUUUUCUAACUCUGGCUACAAAAGUAUCUGAUAAUAAUGGUUACCCUCAUACGCUUGAACAUUUGAUAUUUCUUGGUAGUGAAAAAUACCCUUACAAUGGUACUCUUGAUUCACUUGCACCAAGAGCGUAUGCACCAGGAAUGAAUGCAUGGACAGACAUAGAUCACACAUGCUAUACAAUCACAACAGCAGGAAGCGAUGGUUUUCUUCAAUUAUUACCGGUUUAUGUGGAUCACAUAUUAUUUCCUACAUUAACCGAUGAAGGGUUUUAUACAGAAGUACACCAUAUUGAUCAAAAUGGAGAAGAUGCUGGAGUUGUUUAUUGUGAAAUGCAAGCUAGAGAAAAUACAGUAACGGAUAGAAUGCAACGAAGAUUACAUCAACUUAUUUACCCAAAGGAAAGUGGAUAUCAAUAUGAAGCUGGCGGGUUAUUAGAAAACCUUAGAACAUUAAAGAUUGAUUCAAUCCGACAGUAUCAUAGUGAAUUUUAUACAUCUGACAAAUUAUUCAUUAUAAUUACUGGUAAACUUGAUCAAGUUCAUUUUUUAUCUACUCUGGAGCAAAUAGAUAAUGCAAUCCUUGAAAGACGACAAUAUCAAAAGAUGACCUCUAGUAACAAUCAUCAUCAUCCUUGGAUUCCUGCUCCUUUUAUUCCCGAUUUAAAAGAGAAUCAAGUUGAAACAAUUUAUUUUCUUGGUAACAAACUCGAAAAUAGGGGUGAAAUGACUGUUACUUGGCUCGGUCCAAAUUGGAACCAAUUCUUAGAGAUUCAAGCAAUUCAAAUGCUCAACAUCUAUUUAAGUGAUACCCCUAUUGCUCCACUCAAGAAAGUCUUUGUCGAACGAGAUGAUCCUUACUGUACAGAACUAGAUUUUAGUUUACAAGAAAGAAGUCGCGUUGCUAUUACUAUCAUUUUUCAAAAUGUUGCAUUAGAUAAAUCUGACGAUAUUGUCUCUAUACUUAUGUCAACACUAUCUCAAAUCGUAAAUACACAAGAGUUUGAUAUGCAACGAAUGGCUACCUUAAUUCAUAAAGAAAAGUUAAAGUUUCUUGAUGAGUAUGAAACUCGGGCAACAUAUAUGAUAGCAUUACCGGCAAUUACAGCAUGUCUUUAUGGCAAUAUUGAAAGUGAUGAUUUUAUAAAUGCUUUACAGCAAACAAAAUACUUGGAUAUUCUAGCUAAUUUUACAAAAGAUGACUGGCUUUAUAUUAUGAAACGUGUUUAUAUUGAUACGGCUUAUACUGCAUUAAUUGGAAAACCAUCAUUGGAACUGACAGAAAGAUGGAUAAAAGAAGAGGAAUUAAGAAUAAAGGCACAACGUGCGCGUUUGGAUGAAAAUAAACUAAAAGAAUUGGACGCUCAAUUAAGUCAUACAACUCAUGUCAAUGAGGCACGAAUACCAACUAAAAUCAUAGAAGAAUUUCCUAUACCUAGUAUUUCCAGUAUAUCUUCUAUAGAAGUUAUAACUGCUAUCAAUCCAUACCAUUAUUUAAAAGAUACCGUAAUGAAUAACAAUCCUGUUCAAAUACAUAUUAAUAACGAUGGCCAUGCACAUGAUAUUCCAUACUAUAUCCAAUACGAUCAUAUGCCAUCUGCAUUUAUUAGCAUUUCAGUCUAUUUAAAUACUUCAUCUUUACCGUCACAUCUAAGGCCUUAUGGUCGUAUUUAUAUGGAUACGCUAUUUGCUUCACCUAUGCUUAUAAAUCAGACUAAUUAUCUUGAUCAUGUUGAUGUAAUUCGUAAACUUGAUAGAGAUAUUGUUUCAUAUAACGCCACUUUAGGCUAUCAAUCAUCAUUUCGAGAAUAUAUUGUAGUAACAAUGAAGGUAGAAACUAAAAAGUAUAAGUCAGGCAUUAAUUGGUUAAAGCAUCUUUUAUGGGAUAUACAAUUUACACCUGAUAGAUUAACGAUUGCAAUAAACAAGACAUUAAAUGAUAUCCCUCAAGCAAAACGAAAUGGAAAGCUUGUUAGUGAUUGGACUCUUCGUGCUAUUCAUACAGAUAUCACAAAUUCUACAGAGGCUUCCUGUAGUUAUCUUUAUCAAGAAGCUUUCCUUCCUCGAGUAUUAAAUGAAUUAAAAAAAGACCCAUAUCAAGUUGUUCAAGUGAUGAAUGAUUUUAGAUCUAUUUUAUGUCAAGGGAAAAAUUUAAGGAUUCAUAUUAUGGGGAAUAUUUUAGAUUUGAAAAGACCAAAAAGUAUUUUUAGACUUUGGAAACAGUAUCAGGUAAUUAGCAAUAAAUUUAUAACAUUGCCACCUGUUAUUCGGUCAAAGGAUACAUUUGGUCCUUUUGGGAAAAAUCCUGGUCAUUGCACAUCAAUUAUUGCGUUGACUUCGGUGGAAAGUUCAUUUUCGAUUCAUUCUACAAUAGGACCUUCUGACUUUGAUUCUCCAGAGAUUCCAUCCCUUCUUGUUCUGAUGGAAAUGUUACAUGCCAUGGAGGGCGUCUAUAGUCGACUUAUUCGAGGUAUUGGUCUCUCCUACAAGUGCUGGCUUUCGAAUUUAACAGAAGCAGGACUAAUCACAUUCUCAAUCCUUCGCUCAUCUAAUAUCUUUAGUGCAUUUGAACAUAUCAAGAAGGCUACACAUCAACUCGCUACAGGUCAAUUAGAGUUUGAUAGUUAUGCACUAGAAGGCGCUAAAAGUAGUGUUAUCUUUAACAUGGCUGCUUCUGAAAGUACAAGACAAGUUGCAGCUACUCAAUCUUUUAUUAGCAAAGUCUUGCAACAAACUAAAAGACGUAAAUUUGAUUUUUUAAAAGAAAUUCAGGAGGUUACGAUACAGGAUAUUAAAAAUACACAUAUAAAAUAUAUUCAGCCUAUUUUUGAUCCACAUGUUUCAAAUCAUGUCAUUGUUUGUCCCUACUCUAAAAGCCAAGAGAUUGCACAUUCAUUUUUACAUAUAGGUUAUCCAGCUCAAAUUUUGAAAAUUGAAGACAUCUACGCUAAAAACACUUUUCAACAGCAACAGCAACAGCAACAGCAACAGCAACAGCAACAGCAACAGCAACAGCAACAGCAACAGCAACAGCAACAGCAACAGCAACAGCAACAGCAACAGCAACAACAACAACAACAACAACAACAAGAAGAAGAGGAGGAGGAGCACAUCAGCUUAAAUUCUCAAUUACGACCAUUUUGA
Molecule: messenger RNA, 3288 nt
Organism: Cokeromyces recurvatus
Lineage: Eukaryota; Fungi; Mucoromycota; Mucoromycetes; Mucorales; Mucoraceae
Product: Metalloenzyme, LuxS/M16 peptidase-like protein
Exons: 18
Coding region: 1-3288 (1095 amino acids)
Molecular function (GO): metal ion binding
Source: RefSeq, a predicted model, not a curated record